GUGUGUUGACUUGAGCGCGGAGGAGAGACACGAGAGCGCUUUUCUCAUUCAGUCCGGCGACACAUCCAUGAAUGAAUGCGGUGCGUUUACUGGGGGUGAUCGGACGGCGCGCUCAGAGUCCACCCGCUGCAGAAUGGACGGACUUUACGACCAACAAGUGCCUUUCAUAAAAUCUCAUAAUCCUCAGGGAAAGACGUCCAACACGAGACCAGCGAAGGACAGGAAAAGAAAAUUCAUUAACUCUGACCUGGCUUUGGACACCGAGGAGUUGUUUCAAGAUCUCAGUCAACUUCAGGAGACCUGGCUCGCUGAAGCUCAAGUUCCUGACAAUGAUGAGCAGUUUGUUCCAGACUUUCAGAGUGAAAACUGUAAGUGUGACCUUUUUUCUUGUACUGUGACUCUUAAAUGUACAAAAUAUGCCUACGAGCAGAAGCAUCCCUCGGGAAUGAAGGCAUCCAGCCCAGUGUCUACCCCCUGCAGCACACCCGUGUCCCCUGGCCAGCAUGGGUCUCCCUCUGCUGCCCCCACACCGAAACCAGACAGGACGUACCCUCACCUCGCACCUCCGCAGCCCCUCCCUGACAGUGCUUACCCCAUGGACCACAGAUUUCGGCGGCAGUUGUCGGAGCCGUGUCAUUCCUUUCCCUCUCCUUCGAUGUCGCGGGACGGACGGCCCAUGUAUCACAGACAGAUGUCGGAACCCAGCAUCCCCUUCCCUCCUCAGGGGUUCAAGCAGGAGUAUGGCGACCCCCUCUUCGAACAUCCGGCCAUGGUGGGGGCGCCGCUCCCCCAGACAUACCCGCACUCCAUGGUGAUCAAACAAGAGCCUCGCGACUUCACCUACGACUCAGAAGUGCCUAGCUGUCACUCUGUAUAUCUUAGACAAGAAGGAUAUCUGGCCCACAAUAACAGAACAGAGGGUUGUAUGUUCGACAAAGUUGCAAGGCACUUCUAUGACGACACUUGCGUUGUACCAGAGAAGGUUGAAGGUGAUAUAAAGCAGGAGGCGGUGCUGUACCGUGAAGGCCCAACCUAUCAGAGACGAGGCUCGCUGCAGCUCUGGCAGUUUUUGGUGGCCCUAUUGGAUGACCCCUCAAAUUCACACUUCAUUGCGUGGACAGGCCGGGGCAUGGAGUUUAAACUUAUUGAGCCUGAGGAGGUGGCACGGCGUUGGGGAAUUCAAAAGAAUCGACCUGCCAUGAACUACGACAAGCUUAGCAGAUCAUUGCGCUACUACUAUGAAAAAGGCAUCAUGCAAAAGGUGGCAGGUGAAAGAUACGUGUAUAAGUUUGUCUGCGACCCCGAGGCUUUGUUCUCCAUGGCCUUCCCUGACAAUCAGCGUCCGGUGCUGAAGACCGACCUGGAGCGGCAGAUCAACGAGGAAGACACUGUGCCAUUGUCACACUUCGAUGAGAACAUGGCGUACAUUCAAGAGAGCGGCUACUGCAACCCGCACCCGUACAACGAGGGCUACGUCUACUGAAAACAAAACAAACUUUCAGACUUGUCCCUCAUUUCCGUCAGUCAUUCCCCAGGACUAAAGAGAGCACUUUAUGGACAGAGGAUGAUGGCAGUGUGUAAACCCACAAACGUACUGGUGUAGUUAUGUUAGAUGCUCCCUUAGUGUUUUUUUGUUGCGACUGAAGGGGAUGGGGUGUUUCAGCAUGCCGUUUUCUCACUGCAAAAGGCCAAAAGAGGGCAAAUGGCCUCUCUUCGGACAGAUGUUUUGAACUAUUUAGACAGGUUAGUGUCUGGAGCACGUGAGUGGAAAAA
This is a messenger RNA of Sinocyclocheilus grahami, 1773 nucleotides long. Its product is annotated as ETS translocation variant 1-like. Gene Ontology annotation, biological process: cell differentiation; regulation of transcription by RNA polymerase II. The record is from RefSeq and is a predicted model, not a curated record. Gene Ontology annotation, cellular component: nucleus. Lineage: Eukaryota; Metazoa; Chordata; Actinopteri; Cypriniformes; Cyprinidae. The coding region runs from base 68 to 1483 and encodes 471 amino acids. Gene Ontology annotation, molecular function: DNA-binding transcription factor activity, RNA polymerase II-specific; sequence-specific DNA binding. The transcript is spliced from 12 exons.